AAUCAAUCCUUUGGACUGCGGUUUGUGCCUUGGUGCUAAAAUACUGAACACAAAAGGAACGAAACCAUGUUGUUUUGUUCCGCAAUAAUACCAAACGGGAAGGACAGCUGAACAUUUCACCUCGACGAGAUGCUUUCGAGGCAGAGUUCACGGCCUUAUACCGUGGGAAGCUUUCGCAUGAAACUUGCCUUGUUCGAGCAGUUUAUCCAAGAGUUUACUUACGUCGACGAAGAACUCAAUCCUGAGGAGAGACAACAGAUUUUACAAGCUCGUUUGACAAACGGUUAUGAGCCUUUUUGCGAAGCGAUCCGUAAACUGUUUGGCAACGACGUUAGCACUCAAGACCUCAAGGCCUUGUUUAGGAAGAUAGCCUUGAAUCCUGAUGCUGAAGUGGACUGGAGUGAGCUGUUUGGUAUUGGUGGUUCCACUGAUGAAGUCCCUGACUUACUGUUAAACGAAGACACAUCGUCAGUUAUAACCACAAGCAAAAGAAGAUCUGUAGGAGAGGUAGGAGGGGACAAGAAAAGACGUGAUGUUGUGCAGUGUAUUGUUCAUGUUCCAAAGUAUGACUUCUACAUCAUUGCCUCACAGAAGGGCAUCAUUUGUCAGUGGAGUAGCAAGUUUCGACUCCAGUCCUGCAUUGACUUGAAUGAGUCAUCAUGGGUUACAGGCUGUGGCUUUUUGCCAAGUCUUAGGAGGAUAGCGGUUACAUCUGAAAGAGCAUUGUCUUUAUGGGACUACAGAGCAAAGAGAAAGCAAUUGACCAUUUAUCAAAUCAAGCCAAUGGAAAACUCCCCUCAGUGUAUGAUCUAUAUUCCAUGGAAGACUGAAUCAAUGAAUGAAGACACAAUUCUUUUUGGAGAUGACCAAGGGUAUGUAAACAUGAUGACUGUGUCUUCUAAGGACCUUCAUAUGAAGAACUCAACUGCAUCUGGUAAAACAGAUUCUCAGAUUGUGACUAUUGAUCCAAGCAAACUAACCUAUGCAAUACAAGGAAGAAAAUUCCACGAUGACUGGGUGAUCAAGCUUAAGUAUUUUCCUCAACUGGAGAUGUUUGGAUCUUGUUCGCCAAGCAGCAGUUGUUCUUUUAUCUUGGGAAGCAUUGAAAGAGUUUUGGAUAACAGCCCUGUCAGAGAGCUUGCUGUUCCAAAGGGAGUCAACUGCUUUGAUUACUGUACAAAAGCUAAUGUCAUAAUUACAGCUGGGGCAGACAAGGUUAUCAGAGUGUGGCAUCCACUCAUAUUCACAAGGCCAACAGGAAAGCUUCUUGGCCAUCUGUUCACCAUUGUUGAUGUCGCAGUUAAUGAAAAGGAUCAGCAACUCAUCAGCUUAUCAACAGCACGAGUGUUUAGGGUGUGGGACAUCCAGACUUUGUCAUGUCUACAGGUAUUUACAGACAAUGAAGUAAGGCCAGGAGAAAAACGCAUCUCUUGCAUGCUUUUUGAUGCUAAGCAUGACAGACUCAUUACAGGUUGUAGUGUGAUUGACACCUGGCCACUCACAAGAGCCAUCCAGGACUCCCUUCAGGUGCCACAUACUCAUGACAGGCCCAUCUGCCAGCUGCUGUAUAAUCCCCAGAUGAACCAGGUCAUAAGUGGUUGUACUGAAGGAAUUCUCAAGGUUUGGGAAAUGGAGACAGGUCAGUUUGUAUACCAGGUAACUGAUGCCCAUGGCCCAUCCACUGAGAUCACAGCCAUGACAGUUGACAGCUCUGGCUACAGGCUCGCCACUGGAGCAUACAAUGGUUCUAUAAAAGUGUGGGAUUUCGGCAGUGGGCAGCUGUAUAAGAAGUAUCCAGAUGAACAGACCAAGAAGCGUCAUGAAGACACUGUAACCGGGCUGGCUUAUCACACAAUCUACAACAAGAGGUGCUUGCUGGCCUCCUCAUGGGGGAACAAGAUACGAAUCAUGGAGGACCCGGCUGAAGUAGCAACUCUUAUUGAACUGAAGGUUUUGAGCGAUCUCUUUGUCCCACCAGAACCCUCGCAUAAUGACAAAGAUGAACAAGGACCUUUUAUUUCAAGAGCUCCGCUACCCACCAUUGGAGAAACCCAGGAGGUCAAAUCAAGCAAUGAAGAACAUGUCCUUUCGCUCUGUGAAGUGACUUGUCUGGAACACGUGUCGCCUUUGCUCUUCGCUGGUACAACUAGUGGAGCAGUGAUCAUGUGGAAUUUGGAGACAGAGAAAAUCGUCUUAAGGUGUGAACCGCCAAGAUCUAGAAGUGCAAACAGUAGCAAGCACAGGCGCAAUCACCGAGAUGAUCAGCUGGUGUACCGAUGCCUCUACCUUGUUCAUCGUGUCAGGAAACCAGUCAUAUAUGGCAAAGGGUAUAAUUUUUUUUUUAUUGCAAUAACAUUACAUUACAUACAAAAAUUACCUGCUCUUCUUACAAUGUUAACCAAGAAGCUUCUUGGCGUUUUCAAGCUCAAUGAGUCACUGCUCAAGUGCAUGAAAGUAGACAGGCCUGAAACCUGUAGAUUUUCAUACAAGCAACACCUUUUUUUGGAAUUAGGUUCUAUAAAAGUGUGGGAUUUCGGCAGUGGGCAGCUGUAUAAGAAGUAUCCAGAUGAACAGACCAAGAAGCGUCAUGAAGACACUGUAACCGGGCUGGCUUAUCACACAAUCUACAACAAGAGGUGCUUGCUGGCCUCCUCAUGGGGGAACAAGAUACGAAUCAUGGAGGACCCGGCUGAAGUAGCAACUCUUAUUGAACUGAAGGUUUUGAGCGAUCUCUUUGUCCCACCAGAACCCUCGCAUAAUGACAAAGAUGAACAAGGACCUUUUAUUUCAAGAGCUCCGCUACCCACCAUUGGAGAAACCCAGGAGGUCAAAUCAAGCAAUGAAGAACAUGUCCUUUCGCUCUGUGAAGUGACUUGUCUGGAACACGUGUCGCCUUUGCUCUUCGCUGGUACAACUAGUGGAGCAGUGAUCAUGUGGAAUUUGGAGACAGAGAAAAUCGUCUUAAGGUGUGAACCGCCAAGAUCUAGAAGUGCAAACAGUAGCAAGCACAGGCGCAAUCACCGAGAUGAUCAGCUGGUGUACCGAUGCCUCUACCUUGUUCAUCGUGUCAGGAAACCAGUCAUAUAUGGCAAAGGCAAUACCAACUACCAAGUGUUAGAUAAUCAAAGAGAUCAAAUCAGUGCUAAUGAAGGAGAGGCAAGUGACACUCGUACUGAAGAGCAGAAUGGAAUUUCAGUCAAAGACGGAAGAGUAAAGACUGAUCAUACAAAUCAGGAGCAGAUGGAAGAAGAGCGCGAGGAUAAAGAAAACAAAGAAAAUGGCGAAGACGAGGGGGAGCACAGAGAGGAAGAGACCGAGGAACAUGGCAACAAAAAUGAUAACGAGAAUGCGCACGACGACGAAAAGGAAGGUGGAGUCAAUGAAGAAGCUGUGUUUGGCGCGUUUUUACAAGUUAGUGAGCCAGCGUUAGUGUCUUCUCAUCAUGACGGGUUUCUACGCUUCUGGAAUUUAUCGGGAACACUGUUAUCAGAGAUACGUGCGAUAACCAGAAGGCAGGCAUCAGCAGUGACAGCUAUGUGCACAGAUCCAGACUGCAACUUUGUUAUCAGCGGAGAUGCAAGGGGCUACAUCACUGUGUGGGAUGUUGGCAACUUUCUUCUCGAUCCUCCAUCCGAGAAAAGUGAUGGAGACCACCGGGAAGAUGAACAGGAAAGUAACAAGGAGGAAAGCAAAAAAGAACCCAAGAAUGUAAUCAAGCAGAUCGUUUGCUGGCGAGGGCACCUCACUCGUGUUGUUGGACUGGAGCACGUGCAAAGUGCUGACGUCAUCGUGUCUGCGUCAACUGACUGUUCUGUAAGGGUGUGGUAUCGUAAUACAGGUCAUUUUAUUGGCUUUUUUAGUCAGCCUCGUCUGUGGCAUAUGCCAUCUUCCAAGUCUGUUCCCUCCACACCAGUCAAACCCUACGACAUCUCAGAGGGCCCUAUUAAAACGUUAAAAAACGUAGCCACCAAGGCAGUCCAGAAGACAACUGACAGCGGUGUGGAUUGCCCGCUCAUGUUCGAUGACACAAGAUGGCUGCCGUUCAGACAUUCCGCCCAAAAAGAAACAAAACCCAAAGGCGACAACAAGAAAUUCUUUGAUUCUCUAUCAAAACCAAAGCAUUACAACUCUCACCUGGAGAGUACGAGUUCAGGAUCCCCAGAGACUGGGGCGGUGUACAGAGCACUUCCGGUGUACAAGAUUGAGACUCCAGAAAGACUUAAGACACCAGCCAUUAACAUGCAGUCAUCAUGGCUCACAAAUCAGGCACAGAACCAAAAGGGGCAUGGUAACAAGUCCACAUUUGCUUAUAGAUCAUCGUCUUCAACUCGGGAGCCUGUGGUGUCAAGAUUUCCACACAUUGUGCAAGGUCACAAGAGAUAACACAAGAGCAGGGGGGCCUCCCCCUCCCCCGCCCCCCAGCGCCAUUGCCUCACCCGGAUAAGAGACAUGUCAUCCCCAGUCUGCUAAGAUGGUCCGUUUCACAGUCGUUUUUUUAUCGUAACGUCUCCGCUUGGGAUGAAUCAUGAUAAGUGAUGUUUUAGAAGGAAUCUCUGUUAUUUAUCCCUCCUCCGUAUCGGCUAAAGAUAUUUAGUAGAAUUCUACUUGUACGUUUAUGCAAACGCUGCAAUCUGAUGGGCCGAGCUACGGUACACUAUCAGUCAUUGGUUUGAAGUGGCUCGAGGUCGUCCACAUAGCAAUGAUGUUUUCUCGUUUCUGCAAAGUUUUGGUGGACGAUUUAGAAGAAAGUACUGGAUAAUUCAAUUCUGAGAAGACUAAAAGACGGACAUUGACCCAUAAUGCUCCUUGGAAAACUCAAAAAGUUCUUAUGGCAUUGAUGAUACAGAUGGUUGACAGGCCAAACACGACUCCUGUUGAUCAAGAUAGGAGAACUUUGACCUUCAAAGCUUUGCUCUAACGAGUACAUUUUUCAAAAUUUAUUUUUAAAGUUGGCUUGAUAGCUUCACUGGAUUCAUUGGCUAGCGCGACACCUGUACCACAGAGGUCGUGGGUUCGAUUCCGUUUAAAACUGCCGAAUAUCUGUAAGUAACUACAUUGAUCUCUCAUGUCUUGGCAAGCUAGAA
Messenger RNA from Orbicella faveolata, 5084 nucleotides. RefSeq names its product WD repeat-containing protein 64-like. NCBI's taxonomy places the organism in Eukaryota, Metazoa, Cnidaria, Anthozoa, Scleractinia, Merulinidae. The record is from RefSeq and is a predicted model, not a curated record. Gene Ontology annotation, molecular function: protein binding.